Hirundo rustica (Barn swallow) is the source of this 2645-nucleotide messenger RNA. It is a transcript of the gene ILVBL, whose product is annotated as ilvB acetolactate synthase like. Lineage: Eukaryota; Metazoa; Chordata; Aves; Passeriformes; Hirundinidae. Gene Ontology annotation, molecular function: thiamine pyrophosphate binding; acetolactate synthase activity; magnesium ion binding. The transcript is spliced from 16 exons. Gene Ontology annotation, cellular component: acetolactate synthase complex. The record is from RefSeq and is a predicted model, not a curated record. Gene Ontology annotation, biological process: L-valine biosynthetic process. The coding region runs from base 56 to 2035 and encodes 659 amino acids.
GUGUCCCCACGGUGUCCCCACGGUGUCCCCCGGGGUUCUCACGGUGUCCUCAGCCAUGGACGCGGUGGCCGGGCUGGGCUGUGCCUGUGCCGGGCUGGUGGCCCUGGUCCUGCUGGUGGUGGCCCAGCGCCUCGGGCUCCUCUACCGCCUGCUGCACAAGGUGGACGCGGCCAGUCCCCGUCACGGCGGCGAGCUGGUGGCCGAGGUUCUCCGCGCCCACGGCGUGCGCUUCCUCUUCACGCUGCCCGGCGGCCACAUCUCGCCCGUGCUGGUGGCCUGCGAGAAGAUGGGCAUCCGCGUGGUGGACACGCGCCACGAGGCCACCGCCGUCUUCGCCGCCGACGCCGUGUCGCGGCUCUCGGGCCGCAUCGGCGUCGCCGCCGUCACCGCGGGCCCCGGUGUCACCAACGCGGUGACGGCCGUCAAGAACGCGCACAUGGCCGAGUCCCCGCUGCUGCUCCUGGCCGGCGCCGCCGCCUCCCUGCAGAAGGGCCGCGGCGCGCUCCAGGACAUCCCGCAGGUGCCGCUUUUCCGGACGCUCUGUAAAUCCGCCUUUUCCGUCCGCGCCGUGCGCGACAUCGUCCCGGCGCUGCGCCGCGCCAUCGCCACCGCCAUGGAGGGGACGCCCGGCCCCGUGUUCGUGGAGCUGCCCAUCGAUGUCCUCUACCCCUUCCACGUGGUGCAGAAGGAGCUCGGGGGCUCCAAAACCCCGCGGGGGCUGCGGGGGAAACUGGUCCAGUGGUACCUGGACAAUUACCUGCGGGAUCUCUUCGCGGGCGCCUGGGAGCCGCGGGACCCGACCCCGCUGCCGCUGCGCGUCCCCAGAGCCGCCCCGGAGCAGGUCCAGCUCUGCUCGGAGCUGCUGAGCCGCGCUCUCCGGCCCCUGGUGCUCGUGGGCAGCCAGGCGCUGCUGCCCCCCACGCCGGCCGAGGAGCUGCGCUCGUCGCUGCAGUCCCUGGGUGUCCCCUGCUACCUGGGGGGCGCGGCGCGGGGGCUGCUGCCCCCCGAGUGCCCGCUGCUGCUGCGCCAGAACCGCCGCCAGGCGCUGCGCGACGCCGACCUGGUGCUGCUGGCAGGCACGGUCUGCGAUUUCCGCCUGUCCUACGGCCGCCUCUUCGGCCGCGGCGCCGCCGUGGUGGCCGUGAACCGCGACCGGGCGCAGCUGCUGCGGAACUCGGACGUGUUCUGGAAGCCGCGGCUGGCCGUGCAGGGUGACCCCGGGUCCUUCAUGGUGGCGCUGGCCCAGAGCCUCCAGGGCUUCUCCUGCCCCCGGGAGUGGCUGGAGCGGCUGCGGGAGGCCGAGAGGGACAAGGAGCAGCAGAACCAGGCCAAGGCCGCCGUGCCCCCCCCGUGUCACCUGAACCCGCUGGCGCUGCUGCAGGCCCUGGACCAGGUGCUGCCCCCCCAGAGCCUCUUGGUGGCCGACGGCGGCGACUUCGUGGCCACGGCCGCCUACAUCGUCCGGCCACGGCGGCCACUGGCCUGGCUGGACCCCGGUCCCUUCGGCACUCUGGGCGUGGGCGGAGGAUUCGCGCUCGGGGCCAAACUCUGCCGGCCCGAGGCUGAGGUGUGGGUGCUCUAUGGGGACGGCUCGCUGGGCUUCAGCCUGAUGGAGUUCGACACCUUCGUGCGCCACAAGGUCCCGGUCAUUGCCCUGGUUGGGAACGACGCCGGCUGGACGCAGAUCAGCCGCGAGCAGCUCCCCCUGCUGGGCAGCGCCGUGGGCUGCAGGCUGGCCUUCAGCGAUUACCACGCGGUGGCGGCGGCGCUGGGAGGCCGCGGCUUCGUCCUGGACGCCGGAGGGGACACCGGGGACACAGGAGGGGACACCGGGGACACCGGGGACACCGGAGGGGACACCGGGGACACCGGAGGGGACACCGGAGGGGACACCGGAGGGGACCCUGGGGACAUCGGGGACAGGGUGGUGGCCGUGCUGAGGGCGGCGCAGGCCGAGUGUCACCGAGGUCACCCCGUGCUGGUCAACGCCCUGCUGGGACCCAGCGACUUCCGGGAGGGCUCCGUGUCCGUGUGAGUGUCACCAGUGUCACCUGAGUGUCACCAAUGUCACCAAUGUCACCAAUGUCACCUGAGUGUCACCUGAGUGUCACCUGGGGGUCACCGGUGUCACCUGAGUGUCACCCAUGUCACCGAGUGUCACCGAGUGUCACCGAGUGUCACCGAGUGUCACCCCGUCCUCGCCCUGCUGGGACCCAGCGACUUCCGGGAGGGCUCCGUGUCCGUGUGAGUGUCACCUGAGUGUCACCUGAGUGUCACCUGAGUGUCACCAAUGUCACCUGGGUGUCACCUGAGUGUCACCAAUGUCACCUGUGUCACCUGACUGUCACCGGUGUCACCUGUCACCAAUGUCACCUGAGUGUCACCCAUGUCACCAAUGUCACCGAGGUCACCUGGAUGUCACCAGUGUCACCUGAGUGUCACCAAUGUCACCUGUGUCACCUGAGUGUCACCAAUGCCAUCAAUGUCACCUGGGUGUCACCAAUGCCACUGAGUAUCUCCGAGUGUCCCCAGGUGUCACCUGAGUGUCCCCAAGUGUCCCCAAGUGUCACCUGAGUGGCCUCGGACUGGCCCCAAGGGGUGGCAGGUGACACUUUGGGCACUGUCCCCAACCCCUGGUGACACUU